AGACAAGCGUUCGGAGCAGUAGCAGCACAGCAGCAGCGCUCUAGUCACCAGGAGCUGUGGCGGCAGAAGCAGCAGCAGCAGCACUAUCAGUCAUAGAAGAGGAAGCAGCGGCAGCAGCAGCAACAAACUCCGUCCUGUCUUUUUUCCCCUCUUUCCUGAGUAGUUUCCUGCUCGGAGGAAAAAGCCAAAGAAGCGGGAGGGAAGUGAUUCAGGGCUGAUAGCUGCCACCAAAAACAAAACCAAAACGCAGACCUGGCUGCCCCCAUGCCUAUCGAAUUUGUUUGCAAAAUCAAAUUUGCAGAGGAGGAUGAGAAGCAGAAAAGCAAGCAGGAUGGGGACAGGGAGAGCCUGAUUGAAGAGAGCUGCACACCUAAGGCUAAGGACUUGGCCAGGUUUGCUAACUCCUGUUCCCUUCAUGGAAUUAACCACAUCUUUGUAUCUGGUCGCUUGGGCAUCCGGCAGACUAUCUGGGCUCUUGCUUUUUUGACUUCACUGGCACUGUUUCUGUACCAAGCGGCUAAGUGUGCCAUCUCUUACCUGGAGCACCCUCAUAUCACAGCUCUGAAUGAAGAGGCAACCCCAGAGAUGGUUUUCCCUGCUGUUACCAUCUGCAACAUCAACCGCUUUCGUUUUUCUGCGCUAACUGAUGCAGAUAUCUACCACCUGGCUAACUUGACAGGUCUGCCCCCGAAAAACAAGGAUGGGCACAAACCAACUGAUUUAAUGUAUCCUGCUCCUGACAUGCAGGACAUCUUCAACAGGACAGGACAUCAGUUAGAAGAGAUGCUCAUGAGCUGCAAUUUCAGUGGACAGAACUGUUCUGUUGAGGACUUCUCCGUGGUUUACACCAGAUAUGGAAAAUGUUACACUUUCAAUGGUAACAAGACGACAUCCAGGAAAACCAAGCAGGGUGGAAUGGGAAACGGCCUGGAGAUCAUGUUGGAUAUACAGCAGGAUGAGUAUUUGCCCAUCUGGAGAGAGACAAAUGAGACUUCCCUGGAGGCUGGUAUCCGAGUUCAGAUACACAGUCAGGACGAGCCUCCCUACAUCCACCAGCUGGGCUUUGGUGUCUCUCCGGGCUUCCAGACCUUUGUUUCAUGUCAGGAGCAGAGGCUGACCUACCUGCCCCAGCCCUGGGGGAACUGCCGCUCCACCGGCAAAGAAAAGUUCCCAGGAUACGACACAUACAGCAUCAGUGCCUGUCGUUUGCUCUGUGAGACCAAUGAGGUGAUACAAGUGUGCAAUUGCAGGAUGGUGCACAUGCCUGGAACAGCAGAUAUCUGCCCUCCCAGUAAAAUCACCUGCGUUGACAAAGCACUCGCACAGUUACAGAAGAACAGCGGGGAUGCCUGCCCAUGUGAGACACCCUGUAAUCUCACCCGCUACGGUAAAGAGCUCUCCAUGGUCAAAAUCCCGAGCAAGGGCUCUGCUCGCUAUCUCUCCAGGAAAUACGACAAGUCAGAGGACUACAUCAGAGACAACUUCUUAGUCUUGGAUAUCUUCUUUGAAGCUCUAAACUAUGAAACUAUUGAGCAAAAGAAAGCCUACGAUGUUGCAGGUUUAUUAGGUGACAUUGGUGGACAGAUGGGCUUAUUCAUCGGAGCAAGUAUCCUGACAAUUUUAGAAAUACUGGAUUAUAUCUAUGAGGUGAUCAAGCAGCGGCUUCAACGCAUGCUGAAGCCACAAAAGGAGGAGAAGAACAAGCAGCAGACCAGCACUGUUGCAACAGUGGGUUUAGAUGAAAUGAAAGUAAAGGAACCCAACGACAUGACAAGGAGUCACCCACAGGGGGCCUAUGCCAACACGAUUCUCCCGAACCACCACCACCCACCACCUCACCCUCACUCUCACCAACGUCACGCCGGGCACCAUGGGGUGUUUGAGGACUUCGCUUGUUAGAGUCAGCCAUUUCGUCUGGUCCUGGUGACAACAAAAGAUAAGGCAAUGGCAGACCUUUCGCAUUUUUGUUUGUCAUUUGCUGUCACCAGUGAAAAGCUACAGCCAAAGUUGAACACCAAACUUGUGCUGCCAACAAAGCACUUGUCAUACAGUAUGUAGGCACAAAUUGGACACCACUUUUACCUUUUUUCCCUCUCUGGAUGGGACUCCUAUCAACUGUGUCCAGCUGCAGGUGAGAGGUCAUGUGACUCCAGGAAAAGUUUGUUGGUACAUGAUCACAAAAAAAAGAACAAGAUGAGUAAUGCAUGUCACUUUGAUCCAGUUUAUAUUCCAAAAAGGGGAAAAUAUGAUUUACUUAUUUGGUUAGUAGCCUUAAUUCUUUUUUUUUUCCUGUAUACCCUAAUUUAUCUCUCCUCAUACUAUUCUUUCUACUCAACUGAGAACAAAGUGUACCAUCAAGCCAUUGCACAAUAUAAAGUAUGUCUAAUUUUAUGAGGUACUACUAUAUAAAUAUAUAUGUUCUAAAUAUUGUAUUCAAGAUGAGAAGUCUUCAGUGAGAAAAUAUUAGUCAUGUUACAACCAUGCAGAAUAUGGGGGAAUUCUUUAGGCUGAACUGUUUGAUCUUAGAAGACUUAGCAGCAUCUUUCCACAUGAUACACUUUGUCUGGUUUGUGGUUAAGGUGUUAGAGAGUAGCAUUUUACUUGUACAUAAAGUCCAACUUUAAAAUGAUAAGCUCAAAAGUUAUGUUUCAAUGGUUGUUGUUUAUACUUAGUUAACAUAUAAGUAAUGGAUUAUUCAUUUUUAUUAUGUAUAUGUUUUAGAAAAUACUUUUUAGGAAAAUUACUAUUGGAAUUGUAGCAAUUAUUGUACACUUACUAUCUGCAGAUAUGUUAGACUGCAGAGCAUCAAUACAUUUGUACAGGUGACAAAGAUGGACUGAAUGAUCUGCCUUUUGAAGGAAAACCAUGCAUAAGGAAGGAAUAUGUUUUAGAUAUGAAUGGUUGUAUUUUUUUCAUGUAGUUUACUUUCUAUACCAUCCACUCUUUUAUUGGCUUCAUGGCUUUAAGCUGACAUAAGCAAUAAGAAACAAAAUUUUAGUUUUUGCAAAGUCAUCUUCUUCAGCUUGUGGACGAGUACUGUGAAAGUGUAGCAGCUAUGUACAGCAGACACCUCUGUGUGUGUGUGUGUGUGUGUGUGUGUGUGUGUGUGUGUUUAUCUGUUGUGAGUUUGUUUGUUUGUG
Labrus bergylta (ballan wrasse) is the source of this 3140-nucleotide messenger RNA. It is a transcript of the gene asic4a, whose product is annotated as acid-sensing (proton-gated) ion channel family member 4a. Gene Ontology annotation, molecular function: ligand-gated sodium channel activity. NCBI's taxonomy places the organism in Eukaryota, Metazoa, Chordata, Actinopteri, Labriformes, Labridae. Gene Ontology annotation, biological process: sodium ion transmembrane transport. The record is from RefSeq and is a predicted model, not a curated record. Gene Ontology annotation, cellular component: plasma membrane.